This is a messenger RNA of Iphiclides podalirius (scarce swallowtail), 246 nucleotides long. The record is from the annotation of a GenBank genome assembly. Lineage: Eukaryota; Metazoa; Arthropoda; Insecta; Lepidoptera; Papilionidae.
AUGAUUGUUGCAGCAUUCUUUUUCAGGAAGCCAAAUGGGAGGAUCAAAAUGAUAUAUAAAAACCAGCGGUACUACCAACAAAUGGAGGGAAAGGAUAAGAUCCGUUGGCGCUGCACCAAAAGGGGUUGCAAAGCCUUCUACUACACUAUUGGCGGCGUUCUGACGAGAACGCGCGAGAAGCACGACCACCAAAACUACCAACCUGGGGACGUACCUAUUAACCUUGGACUUGCUCAAAACUAUGUG